CAGCUGAUAGCGGAGCUGGAGAGCAAGNUUCCCGUCGCGCAGCCCCGCCCGGGCCCGGACCCGCCUUUCAGCUUCGACGCCAACCGGCAGCAGCGGCAGCUGAUAGCGGAGCUGGAGAGCAAGAACAGGGAGAUCCUGCAGGAGAUCCAGCGGCUGCGCCUGGAGCAUGAGCAGGCCUCGCAGCCCACGCCCGAGAAGGCGCAGCAGAACCCGACCCUGCUGGCCGAGCUGCGCCUGCUGCGGCAGAGGAAGGAUGAGCUGGAGCAGAGGAUGUCGGCCCUGCAGGAGAGCAGGAGGGAGCUGAUGGUGCAGCUGGAGGGGCUGAUGAAGCUGCUCAAAGAAGAAGAGCAGAAGCAGGCAGCGCAGGCCGCGGGCUCGGCGCAGCCCUCGCCCACGCACGGCCGCCCCGCCGUGCCCGCGCGCUCGGCCUCGGCCGGCUCCACGCCCACGCACGGUGCCCCCGACGCGCCCGCCGGACCCGGGGCCGACGCGCUCGAGCCCUUCGGACAAGGUACGAGGAGGAACCUCCGCAACGACCUGCUGGUGGCAGCUGACUCCAUCACCAACACCAUGUCCUCGCUGGUGAAGGAGCUGCACUCAGCAGAGGAAGAAGAUGAAGAAGAAACAGAGAAGCUGCAGAACGGGAAGGACCGAGGUUAGGAGGGGCCGCAGGCUGGGCAGCAGCUCAGGCUCGGAGGUUGCUCUUGCCAUCGAGGGACGUCUCCCCCCUCAGAAGAGGCAGUUCCAGCCCAUCCAUCACCAUUGUGCAACUGUGACCGAUCUCCACCGCCUGCUGCCGCCGCAGCCCCCGACGGCAGCGGGAGCUGCCCCGGACCUCGGCGGCCGCUGCCCCUCGGGCCAUUGCAUGUCCCCUCGGUGUGCUUCGUGACGGCGACCAGACCCGUCCCGCCCGGCUCAGCCGCUCACGGGAGGCUGAACAAACAAAAAAUCACCUGAAAGGAC
This is a messenger RNA of Lonchura striata (white-rumped munia), 963 nucleotides long. The record is from RefSeq and is a predicted model, not a curated record. Lineage: Eukaryota; Metazoa; Chordata; Aves; Passeriformes; Estrildidae.